Messenger RNA from Brassica oleracea var. oleracea, 963 nucleotides. Its product is annotated as putative low molecular weight protein-tyrosine-phosphatase slr0328. Lineage: Eukaryota; Viridiplantae; Streptophyta; Magnoliopsida; Brassicales; Brassicaceae. Gene Ontology annotation, molecular function: protein tyrosine phosphatase activity. The record is from RefSeq and is a predicted model, not a curated record. The transcript is spliced from 5 exons. Gene Ontology annotation, biological process: protein dephosphorylation. Bases 72 to 779 code for a protein of 235 amino acids.
UUCCUUUGGGUACUACGGAGAAAGACUUGAACGCAGAAAUCUAGUUUAUCCAAAAGUCUCCAGGCCAGGGAAUGAUGACUCCGUCACAGUAUAAGCUCACAACUUCUCCAACAAUCCUUUCCUAUUUACCAUUUUGCCACCCAUCUCGAUAUCUUCCUCUGCCUUGUCACAAGAAGCCGAAUCUCGUUUCGAGUUUCCGAGAAAAACCCAGAUUCUUACCUUCCGUCGGGUGCUUUGCAUCAUCUUCUCCAAUGGCUACUCCGACACAGAGCAGCGAAACCAAACCUUUCUCUGUCCUUUUCGUCUGUCUGGGUAACAUUUGUCGGAGCCCAGCAGCUGAAGGCGUCUUCAGAGAUAUCGUCAAAAAGAGAGGCCUCGACUCCAAAUUCACCAUUGAUUCCGCCGGAACCAUCGAUUAUCACGAGGGGAAUAUGGCAGAUCCAAGAAUGAGAAGUGCUGCGAAACGCCGUGGAGUUGAGAUAACAUCAUUAUCUAGACCAAUAAAGGCAUCUGAUUUCAGGGAGUUUGAUCUCAUUCUCGCUAUGGAUGAGCAGAACAGAGAGGACAUAUUGAAGGCUUACAAUGUGUGGAAAGCCAGAGGCAAUUUCCCACCUGAUGCUGAUAAAAAGGUGAAGCUCAUGUGUUCGUAUUGCAAGAAACACAAUGACAAGGUAGUGCCGGACCCGUAUUAUGGUGGAGCUCAAGGUUUUGAGAAGGUAUUGGACUUGCUUGAAGAUGCAUGUGAGUCGUUGCUGGACAGUAUAACGGCGGAAAUUUGACAUUGCAAUGAUUCCAGACACAAACUCUAUGUGUCUGAUUGAAACUGAUGUUAUUGCAUUUAUAAGACAUCUUCAGUUAUGUCAAACAGCGUUAGAAAUGGUGUGAAGCUCGAAUCUUGUUGAUGUUUUCUUUAAGAAUACCUUAUUAAGCUUACAGGUGAUAAUCACACUCAUUUUUCAAGCA